This is a messenger RNA of Mytilus californianus (California mussel), 3075 nucleotides long. RefSeq names its product alanine--tRNA ligase, cytoplasmic-like. Gene Ontology annotation, biological process: alanyl-tRNA aminoacylation; tRNA modification. Gene Ontology annotation, cellular component: cytoplasm; mitochondrion. Lineage: Eukaryota; Metazoa; Mollusca; Bivalvia; Mytilida; Mytilidae. The record is from RefSeq and is a predicted model, not a curated record. The transcript has 23 exons. The coding region runs from base 151 to 3048 and encodes 965 amino acids. Gene Ontology annotation, molecular function: alanine-tRNA ligase activity; nucleic acid binding; amino acid binding.
CAUCCCCUACAGUAAUAAAAGACAAAGAUAAAUUGUUUAGCUGAGAAAUUUGUUGAUCAGUGGCCUGUUACUAAGAGAAAGACAAUUAAUUGCAGUUAUUAUAUGCAUCAUGAUACAAUAGAACUUCAGGAAUAAAGAGAACCAUCGAAUAUGAUGAAAUUUGGUGACCAUCGUAUAUGUAAUAACUGUUUUAAAGCUUUACAGUUAUCUGUGUACAGAAAGCAAUAUGUGCGGAUGAAAUGGACAUCUACAGCUGUCCGUCAGUCAUUUAUAGAUUUCUUCUGUCAGAAUCAUGACCACAAGUUUAUCAAGAGUUCAUCAAUUAUCCCUACUAAAAAUCAAGGAACUUAUUUCACAAAUGCUGGAAUGAACCAAUUCAAGCCGAUAUUUUUAGACACCAUUGAUAAGAGCCAUCCUAUGUCAGACUUGAGACGUGCUGUCAACAGUCAGAAGUGUGUACGUGUGGGAGGUAAACACAAUGACCUGGAGGAUGUUGGUAAAGAUCUCUUCCACCACACUUUCUUUGAGAUGUUAGGAAGUUGGUCUUUUGGAGAUUAUUUCAAGAUGGAAGCCUGCAGUAUGGCAUUGGAACUUUUGACAACAGUGUACAAAAUACCAAUCAACAGACUUUAUUUUACAUACUUUGGAGGAGAUGAAGGUCAAGGACUGGCGCCUGACAUUGAAACAAGAGAUAUAUGGCUUAGUUUAGGUGUUUCAGCUGACAGAGUUUUACCGUUUGGGAUGAAAGAUAAUUUCUGGGAUAUGGGAGACUCAGGGCCUUGUGGACCGUGUACAGAAAUUCACUAUGAUUACAUAGGAGGUCCAGACUCAGUGAGACUGGUGAAUAUGGGCUUUCCUGAGGUUCUAGAAAUAUGGAAUUUAGUAUUUAUGCAAUACAACAGGAGAACAGAUGGCACUUUAAAGCCAUUGAAUAGGGUACAUGUUGAUACAGGGAUGGGAAUGGAGAGAAUGUUGGCUGUGAUGAACAACACAUCUUCAACUUAUAAUACAGAUCUAUUUAUUCCUGUGUUUAAUGCUAUUCAAAAGGGUUGUAAUAUUAAAGGUUACGGUGGGAAAACCAAUGAUCCUAUAGAUACAGCCUACAGGAUUGUAGCUGAUCACACCAGAAUGGCUUCAGUCUGUAUUGCUGAUGGUUUGCUACCAGGAACUAGAGAUCAGGGACACAAGCUGAGGUCUGUUUUGUUCAGAUGCUUUCACCAAUCAAAGCGGAUGUUACAAAUGCCUCAUGGAUUAGUGCCUUCACUUGUUGAUGUGGUUGUCCAAAGUCUGGGAGAAGCUUUUCCUGAAUUGCAAGAACAUAGAUUAAAAAUUAAAGAUGUGAUAUCUGAGAGUGAGGACCAUUAUGAAAAAGUAUUUAGAAUUGGAGCAAAAGCUUUUGACAAAUACUUGUCUUCUAACAAGGAUACCCCAUCAAGACAUUUAACAGAUAAGAUUUUAAUGGAUAUAGUUGAUGGUAAAUACAGUGAUGGGUAUGGCAUACCAUCAGAAAUGUUACCACACCUGGGUGAAAUAUACAAUGUAUCAUUAGAUAUACAAGGCUUACAGCAAAUUGUAGAGCAAAAUCAAAGUAAAGAACAGGUUGAAAACACAGAAAAAGCAUUUCUUUCACCAGAAACUCUAAAGGAAAUAGUUGGUAUGGGAAUCACACAUACUGAUGACAGUUUAAAGUAUAUGUAUAAAUAUCACAGUAAAGAUGGUGUGUAUGACUUCCCUCAGGGAAUGAAGGCAAUAGUUUCAGCCAUUGUUAAAGAUGACCAUUUGUUCAGUGAAGCUGUGGGACAAGAAGAGUUUGGUAUUCUGUUAGAUAAAACAAUAUUUUAUGGGGAAUGUGGUGGACAGAUUGCAGAUAAAGGAUGUAUUAAGACUAAUAAUGGCGUUUUCUAUGUUAGAGAUGUACAGAUAUUUAAUAAGUAUGUUCUACAUAUUGGUAAUAUGGAAUCAGGAAAUAUCAGUGUUGGAGAUUCUGUUUUCCUUCACAUUUACGAGGAUCACAGAUUAGGGUGUACGAAGAAUCAUACAGCUACACACAUACUGAACGGAUGUCUGAGGAAGAUUUAUAAUAAUGUCAGACAGGAAGGAUCUAGAGUCUCUCCUCAUAAAUUCUCUUUUGAUUUUUCAACGACUUCCCAAAUGAAGCAAGAAGAUCUGACUACAUUACAAGAUAAUGUACAACAAAUCAUCAAUUCUGGUUUAACAAUCUGUAGAGGACUUCAGCCACUAGAUCAGGCAUUACAGAUACCUAAUAUAAUAACAAUGACAGAUGAGGAGUACCCAAGUCAUGUAUAUACAGUUAGGAUAGGAAGUGAAACAAGUGAAUUCUCGACAGAACUUUGUGGAGGAACACAUGUAACAAAUACCAAAGAUAUUGAAUCAUUUUGUAUAACAUCAGCUUCUAUGUCACCACUUGGUAUAAAACGUAUGACAUGUUUGUCAGGAACUCAAGCAAAACAGGCUAUUGAUAAUGGAUGUAAACUUGAGAAUUAUCUGCAGAAUUUUGAAGCUAUGAUAAAAUCUGAAUCUGAAACUGAUACUUGGUUAGACAGAGUUAAAUAUAUCAAUAAGGUUUUAAAAGAUGAAGCUAUACCAAAGACAGUUCAUGAUGAUAUCAGACUUAGAGUGGACAGACUGGGGGAUUCUUUGAAGGCAGUGUUAAAUACUAUAAAGAAAGAACAACUCAGACAGGGAAUUUUAGAGCAAUUGGAAAACACUUCAUCAGCUUGCUGCACUGUAACGACAGAAUUAAUUUUAACUCCACAAGUUAUUCAACAAGUUUUAAUUGAUGUAAAUUCAAGCAGACCAGUUGCAGUUGUUUCAACUCGGGACAAAAAUUUAUCAAUAGUUGUAGGUUUUAAUGAGAAUAUAGAAUUAGAUGAUGGUAUUGAGGCAGUGUUGAAAAGUGUCGACAGUGAUAUUAAAUUAAAGAAAAAAGGGAAAAAGAACUGUACCUUUCUGAUAAUAACACUAAAACGAAAAGCUUUAGAAAAAAGUGUAGCUAUAUGUGAUAAAUUACAGAGUGUUUUUAGUUGACAAUAAAAUUACUAUAUUUUAAGGCAA